AAAUUAGAAAGUGCGCUCGGCCUCGACUUUCAGACCGCGAGUACGGACGUUCUUUCCAUUCGAGGGCAUUAUUGUCAUUACGCUUGACUCAAAAUCCCUUCAAGCCCACGACCAGAGUAACAAGUCUAUCUGUAACGCGAAGAACAAGACGACGACGCCGACGGUAAUUUACUCCAAAGACAAUGGGCAAAAAGGUAAAAUGGAGCUGGAGCUCGGCUGUGGUCGGAGCGGCGUCGGCGGUAGCAGCGACGGCUCUUCUGUCGGCGAAGCCCAAGGAUCCAACAUUCCAUUUGGUAUCGAUUAACCUCACCACCUUCAAGCUCAACCUCCCCGUCCUCGACGCCGAGCUCGUCCUCACCGUCCACGUCACCAACCCCAACAUCGUCCCCAUCCACUACUCCUCCACUACCAUGUCCAUCUUCUACGACGGCUCCUUGCUCGGCUCCGCCCAGGUCGAAGCCGGCUCCCAGUCGCCCCAAUCCUGCCAGCUGCUCCGCCUCCCGGCCCGCCUCGACGGACUUCAGCUAGCUCACCACGCCGCUCGCUUCGUCGCUGACUUGGCCAGACGCGAGAUGCUGCUCGAUGCGGCGGUGGAUAUCGGUGGUUCGGCGAAGGUGCUAUGGUGGGACCACAAGUUCAAGGUCCACGUGGAGAGCCGCGUCACCAUUGAUCCGGUUUCUUUUGAUGUGAUUGAUCAGGAGAACAUGUCUGAGCUGGAGCUUCUCCAUGCUUGAUCAUAGUGUAUGCUGUUCUCUGGAAGAUGUAAUAGAUUGUACUGGUAAUCAACUUUCUUUU
Messenger RNA from Juglans microcarpa x Juglans regia, 795 nucleotides. RefSeq lists its product as uncharacterized. NCBI's taxonomy places the organism in Eukaryota, Viridiplantae, Streptophyta, Magnoliopsida, Fagales, Juglandaceae. The record is from RefSeq and is a predicted model, not a curated record. Gene Ontology annotation, biological process: response to desiccation. Gene Ontology annotation, cellular component: plasma membrane. The transcript has a single exon. The coding region runs from base 183 to 734 and encodes 183 amino acids.